AGCCUCAGACGCAAACAAUGUCAAAUGUGGUGGUCUUUCUCGGGUACAUAAGCAUUUCCCCAUUCAAUCCAUGACCAUAUACUGUACCAUAGGCUUUAUCUUUAGUACUUCAUUAGGGUUGUCUAGUAGUGAAUAGACUGUCAUCUUCACAGGUGAAAUAUCGUGCGAUUAUGGGGAAAUGUGUCUACCUGCAAAUUUUAUUUUAUGUUUCUGGACUACACUUUCUGUCCGCAUCACCUGUGGUCCAUUUUGUUCAGGCUGGACAAAAUGCUUCCCUGUCAUGCAACCUCACAACCAGUAAAGAAAUAAUCUGGCUCCAAAUGCGCUCAGAGGAACUUGUUAUCCUUUUAACUGUUAACAAGGCAUCACAUUUUCUAAAUACUUCAGCAGUUAAUGAGGAAAUCAUGGGUCACUUUGACACAAAGGAAAACAACAGUUUGGAGAUCAUUGUGGUGACAGAAGCAGAUUUGGGACUGUACUACUGUGCUGGUCGCUACCAUGGGACAAUGCGAUUUGGAAAAGGCAUCCGUCUGACUUUUGCAGAUGCAGAGGUGGCAGAGAGGGAAUUGGUGUCGUGUUGGACUCUCCUGGCCUGUGUUGCCCCAGUCUCAGUCUUGUUCAGCGCUCUCUGUGUCUUUGGACUCUGUUUCCAGUCAGGUAAAACAAAAUGCUCGUGCAACACCUGUGUGAACAGGAAUUCAAGUCUCAAGGAAGAGGGUCUGCACUAUGCCAGUCUGAAGUACAUUGGUAAUGCCCGCCCCACUGCUCAGGGAGUGCCAGGAUUGGCCCAGGGAGAUGUCACCUAUGCAACAGUGGCCCAAUGUGUUCAUACAGGCAAAUGAUAGAUCACAUGUACUUCUGACAUGGUUCCUUGAAUAUCCAUUCUUGAUGGAAAGAAGAUUGUAUUUUGAUUCGUGCAUGUAUGUGUGUUUCUGUAAAUAAUGAAAAGGCUUAUAAUUACUGUUAAUGUUCUCCAAAGAAUCUCAAUAAAAACAUUUUAAGGCAACAGGAUAUAGAAUUAGUUGGAUAAAAUAAUAUCUUGGGUAUCUUGAAAGGCGCAAAUAAAUGUACUAUAUUAUUAAAGACCAACCUUUGUAAAAUGUAGUCGUACUGUAAUACAACUAAAUAAAAUACGAAUGGUCUGUUAAGGAGUCAAUCGGUCAAAUCAAUGUGUUACUCUCUUCAAACCCUGGAAUGCUGGUCUAGCAGUGACCACAGCGGAAUAGAUGACGUGAUGCUGGUCUCCCUGUACCCUCGAUCUUUCCCUCCAGUUCAGCCGACCCAGAGAUGCCAACUGAACCUCAGUGUCUUCCACAUGAGAAGGGCCCUGAGACACAAACAUUCAUUUUAGCAAUGCUUUCAGUUUGCAGUGAGAUGUAUUCAUUUGUACUCACUUCUUCCACAUCACCCUGUGUGAUCUCAGACCCUAUAAGACAAAAUAUGAAACAAUCAUUUGUUUACAAUGAGAGCAAUACUUGUUGGGAGAAUGCACAUUUCACACAAACCCUACUAUUGGGACUUUUCUGGUAGCAAACAAUUAGACAGUGUUCUUUACCUAGUCUGGAGCUCCUUCCUGCUUGUGUCCUGUCACUAUAGGAAAUAAGGUGAUCAUAUCACAUGUUUGUAAAAACGUAGUUGCAUGACCUCAUAGGCCAAUGUAAUAGCUUAAUAUGGACCUAAAGUCUUGUACAAACAAGAUCAGAGGCAUAUGAUGUAACAAUAUAGUUUUCAGACAUUUUUACCUGUACUGCAAUUCUUUCUUUCUGUUCACUCUGUCUAUCAGCAAAAAGGCCCGGCAUUCCAGCCAAAAGCACCACGACGCAUAGUCCAACGACAGCUAUCAUCACCACAACUGAAAGACAAAAGCACAGUUCAACAUGUGAAAAUGUCACCUGUAUUAAAGAUAGCAGGACAAAAGAUUUGAACUACAUUUCAUUCAGUCUAAUUUGUGUCUGAAUGUCCGUGGACAACGUACCAUUUGUAGGUCCUUAUCUCUCUCAACAACAUCUGAAAAUAGGUGAAGAAUAUAGGUCAUGGAAUUUACUUUCACAGUGUUACUUUCAUACUUGUAAAAAGAAUUGCAUAGUGUUGCUGUGUGUUACCUGUUUUCAUAACAGCAGUGGUACUCUGGAUGUUGAGGUGAUCUGAGUUUGCCAAAAUAAAUAAAUAAUCAAGUCAGGCAUAAGCAUGGUAUUUUAAAUGAAAAGGGAAUGGCAUUAGAGGGGUCUCUACAGUGUGGUUCCCCCAACGCUUUCUCUCACUGCUUUUCCUAAGAACUGAUGAAGUUGAUUGUUGAGCCUGAUCUUUUAAUUAAAUGAAAAUGUCAUUGUUAAAAUAAAAUAUGGACAAUUAAAUAGAUAAAAUGCCAUUUGGAAAGCUCUACCUGUCAACACUGUUACUUUAGCUGUCGUUUCCCCAUUACACAGGUACUUUCCAGAGUCCCCUGGCUGCAGAUUGAGGUUCUGCAGGGCUCCAUCUUCAUCAAAGGAAAACCUGUUCUGUGGGUCCUCUCUCUCCCUUUUCCUGUUUCGCAUGACUAUCUUUCUUGAAGAACCACCUCUGCUUGGCUUUUCUAGAUACUGUACAGGGCAGCAAUAGGGUUCUGCCAGCAGAAACAGCACCUUUUUGGCCUGUGGGAAGACAUUUAUGAAAUGAUUGUAACAAGAUGCAGAAAUGUUAAAGACAAUGAUAGGAAUAUGCUCAUUAGACAAAAAAAAAAAUGUUCAGCUAAUUUCCUUAAAAAUGUUUACUUAUAUUAUUCUAUCCCUCCAAUGACAGAACAAUUUCAUUGGUGGUUGUCCACUUGUUCUGCUUGAAAUUGAUAAUUGGUAAACAGUCAGUGGUCCAUUUUCAGCUCUCAUCAUCAAGGACAGCAACCAAUAUAUUUAUAAAAAACAUAUUCAUUAUUUUAGAGGGGUGGAAAGAUAAGCGUUACAUUUCACACACUGUAACCUCCUGUCCUCAUACCUUUCAGUACCUCCACGUCUGCCACUAGCUGGUCGUUGCAGUGGUAGGCUCCAGAGUCGGAGGGCUCCAGCUCUUCUAUAACCAGAGAGUCAUCAGGCUGGGGGUCAUAUUUCUGGUGGUUCCGGUAAGCAACCGACUGGCUAUGAUCCCGUUGACCUGGUGUCUCCACUGUAAGUCAACGGUGCCACUGCAGGCCAGGUACAGACAAUAAUCCUCAGGCACUGAGACUCUUCUCACUGACGGCAGACAUAGCAGGCGUGAAUUGAGUUUGUCUAACUAGAAUAAACUGGACUAACUGAUAGUGGGACAUAUAGAAAACAUUUUGGCAAGUUUGUCAACCCUUCUGAGCAUGUCUGAUUUGUGUCACAGCUAAUUUAUUCAGACUCAAAAUGUGGGGUAAUGUGUUGGAUCAGGGUGGUUUUCUGAGAGCCUGACUUGUCAUAAGCCUGUGCCAUCACCUGAGAGUGCAGUCUACUUCCACAGUGGCUGUAUGUAUAAGAAUAUACAUUUUUUGUCUACAACUGCAUGCAAGGCUAUGUGUCACAUAUCUUCCUGAGUCAAUUUAGGUCCUGCUUCCUGUGUGAUCCACUAUUCCUCUUCAUCUAAAGCGAACAUGGUAUAUCCUUAGAUUGGGAAUACAAUUAGCCUGCUUCAAGGAAGAUGAUGUGUGUGUUUUUGACAGAAUGUAUUGAAUGUAUUGAAUAUCCACGAACAAUGAAGAAAGAGUUAUUUUGUCACUGAUAAUAGGCAACUAUGAUUGUUCACAUAUAUGUCUUCAUGAAGUAGCAUCUUAAGUCAAGUUAAAUAGAAAUUGCUCAUAAUUAUUCUGAUACACUAUGGUUUUCCCAGUAGCUAGUAUUACUACUUCCUAUUCUUACGUUUUGUUAAUUUUCUCUUGGAUAGAAACAAAAGUUUUGAGUGCGGCCCGUGUAGUACUCAAUGCACAUAACAAAAUGUUCACUUGUCACAUCCUGACCAUAGAGUGCUCUUAUUUUCUAUGGUAGAGUAGGUCAGGGUGUGACUGGGGGGUUUAUCUAGUUUAUUAUUUCUAUGUUGUGUUCUAGUUUCUUUUUUCUAUGUUGGGUUUUUUGUAUGAUUCCCAAUUAGAGGCCAAUUAGAGGUCAUCGUUGUCUCUAAUUGGGGAUCAUAUUUAAGUAGUGCUUUUUCCCACCUGUGUUUGUGGGAUUUUGAGUUAGUGCAUGUUGCACCGCUGUCGUCACGGGUUGUUGUUUGUUAUUAGUUUAUUGUUUGUCUUGUAAGUUUCACAUUCAAAUAAAAGAUGUGGAACGAUA
This is a messenger RNA of Salmo salar (Atlantic salmon), 4259 nucleotides long. RefSeq lists its product as uncharacterized. NCBI's taxonomy places the organism in Eukaryota, Metazoa, Chordata, Actinopteri, Salmoniformes, Salmonidae. The record is from RefSeq and is a predicted model, not a curated record.